Molecule: messenger RNA, 4815 nt
Organism: Paramuricea clavata
Lineage: Eukaryota; Metazoa; Cnidaria; Anthozoa; Malacalcyonacea; Plexauridae
Source: the annotation of a GenBank genome assembly
AUGAAGACAACGUAUUUUUUACUUGUCCUGGGUCUGCUGUAUGCAGUGGCUUAUUCGCUUCCAAUUGAAGAAGAUGAACCUUUGGAAGAUGAAUUAUUGGAAGGUAACCAAAUUUAAUUGGUACUUAUAAUGCAAGUGUGGAUGUCCAUAAGGUCAUCCACAGUUGCAACACCAGGGAGAAUAAAAUUUUCUAUAAAGAAAUUUACUAUAAAGAACUCAUUUCACUCCUCGUCUGCAAAAUUAUGGAAUUUAAUACCAAUGUGAUUGCCGAACUCAGAAACACUGCAUGAGUGAAACUAAAGCUAUUUAUUAAAAUUCUGAUCUUACUUACUUGUUGUCAUCUUUAUAUAUGUAGUUGAAUAAUUUUUACUUACGAACAUUUUUUAACAACGUUUCUUUAAUGUGUUAAUACAGCACCUCUGCUUGGGAGAACAGUUAAAAAUGUAACUGAUAUAUAACUGCGCAUCCUAUCAGUAUUACGAACUCGAUCGGUAUAUUGAAAAACCUCUCCGUCAUUCAACCCGUUCCAAUUCUGGUAACUAUCUGCGUCCAAACUUACGAAGAAAAGUCCUCUUUAGAGAUUCAAUAGAAUUGUGUAUUUAUAAAUCUGCUUGAUCAUGCCUUAUUGUGAUGUCAAAUUGUCCUCUUCUCUUUCUAUCCUUAGAACUAAACUAUACGAGUACUACAAAAACAAACUGAACACGAUAUCAGCGAUAUAGACAAGCCUAGAACUUGGAAAACACUGUGCAGUAUAGCUAAAUGUCUAGUAUUAGCAUACUCGAUGGGUAAAUUAUUUGUAAGGCGUAGUAAGAUUUCUUAAUUCAAAAAUCCGCUUUCUUCUUGAUUGAUUUUCUAUAAAUUAGUAGCCUAUAUAUAAUUUUCGGUAAUCAAGUAUCAUAAUUUGGAUUUGACCCUCGAACAAGCCAAUUAGUUAAUUGUUCAAGUGAGAUUACAAUUGUAAUUUUUCUGUGGUUUUGUAUAUGCACAACGUUUGGUGGGAUUUAAUAAGGGACUUAUGUUCUGCUGUCCUUACCACCGAUCUCUAUAUAUGAUUGUUAAGCAAUUAAAUAAAGUCUCGUGUUUGUAACAUGUAGCAUGUUCUUUGGUAAAGUUAAAAUAAGUGAUGUAAUUAAAUUGUUUCUGUUUGUUGUUUUUAAGAAAAUGACGAAAAUGCUCUGACAGAAGAUGAGGAAGACGACGAAACGUAAACUCUGUGACUUUUUUAUUACAUCGCCCAGAGGCCAAUUUGUUUCAAGCUCGUUUAACUAGACAUAUAGGCAAAUAGUCUGAUUAAGCCAUUGAGCACCAGCGCUCUCACACCUUGACGAGUAAAAUCGUCUGGCGUACUUAAGUAUCAUGGAAAUAAAUAGUGUGUAUUGGUAUGCAUGCCAGUAUCACACAAUCGAUACUUAAAUUUAACGCUAAUUAAUAUUGUAUUGAAACGCAUGAAGACUGCAGAAGUCUGGUGACCAAAUGUUAUUUCUAUAUUAAGGUGGCUCGAUACAAUUGUUUAAAAAUGAAAAAUUCACGACUUAGAUCCGUAUUUCUGUACAAUUAUUACUUGUUGCCGAAAAACAAAAAUAUUUACAUAUUGAUGUAAAACAACAUCUUAAGGGUUUGAAUUUUUUCACAAAAGUUAUGCACUGCUGUUGCCAUGGCAACAAUGACGUUUCAAUAAGGCGGAUAUUUUGGUUUUAAAGUAGUUUAAUUUAACUUGUAAACGGCGUCGGUGAUCAUGACCACAAAUUUUAUUUCUUAAAAUGAUUCCUUUUAGUAUACUCAAUUAUUUUGACAAUUUCAAAAAACGUCUGUUUAAGCACAGAUUAAAUAAGGACAGAUGUAUAACUUCAGUAAAAAAGUUGUCCCAUGGUCGCCAUCUUGCUAUAGCAAGUGUCGCUCGCGUGAUUAUUCGUCAUUUAGUAACAGAGAUGUAGACUCGAGUCGUGUGACUUGGACUCGAGUCAAACUCGAGUCGCAAUUUUUGUGACUUGUGACUUGACUUGUUAAAGAGACUGAUGACUUGUGACUUGACUUGGACUUGGACAAAAUGACUUGUGACUUGACUUGGACUUGCAAGAAAUGACUUGUGACUUGACUUGGACUUGCAAGAAAUGACUUGUUACCAACGCAAGUCAAACGUAAAUAUCUAGUGAAAAUCAAGUUUUCCAAAAUCUUUGUGUUGAUCGAUCGAUCGAUCGUCGUGUUAUACAAUUUGGGCAACGACCUUAGUACAUAUCAAUGGCAUCGACAGAAUUUGUGCCGGCGUAUUUUCUGACAAAGCGUUUUUUUCGCGAUUUCGUGGUACAAUUUCUGACAUAAAAUAACGACGCCAUAUUUACAUAUUUUGCCGUUUUGCGUGGGAAAGCAUGGCCACAUGUGGCGAUAAAAUGACGUGUGACUUGACUUGAAUUGACUUGCCACUCGGAAUGACUUGUGACUUGACUUGGAUUUAGAAAAAAUGACUUGUGACUUGACUUGAACUCAGACCAAAUGACUUGUGACUUGACUUGGACUUGCAGGAAAUGACUUGUGACUUGACUUGACUUGCAACAUAGGACUCGUUAACAACUCUGUUUAGUAAUACGUCAUUGUUUUCAAAAAUGCUUUCAACACCUUUUCUACAACUUUAAUUGUUUUCAACAACUUUAAACAUUCAACAAAUGAUGUUUUGAGUGUUUAAUUAAUCCAUAAAUUUCGAUCCAAAAAAGUCGCAAUAAAAUGCAAAAGUUCGUGUUUCUCAGGACGCCAUUUUGCUAUAGCCAGUGUCAGACGCGAGCAUGACGUGUACAUCUAGGGAAAUUUGAGGACACGAAGUCCUAUUAAGUCACACAUCUGGUAUUACCUCUGGGUAUAUACUUCAUCUGUGGUUUAAUGGGUUAAAAAUAGCAGCCGGCUGUUAUAACCGGUAUUUUCACAGCGCUAUAGCCGGCGACUUCUAAAUUAGCAACGAGCUUUUCUUCUUAAUCCAUUGAUCUACACAAUGAAUUUAUAAGUUUUAAAUUAAAAAGAUGCUGACAUAAAAAGAUCGCAUUAAGAAUUCUGGUACCCACGAAGAAGGCCGGGGUCAUAACUUUGUGAUGAAAAUCAUAAUAACGUUGUCCAUGGCUCUUUUAUAUGCACUAUGCUGGGCAUUGAUUUUCAUCUUACAAUUUUUGAAAAAAAAAAUUUGAUGUUAAAAAGAUUGUUUUGUUGCAAGCGUUCUCUAUUUUUGCUGCCCAUUUUGCUGCGGCUUUUGUACAUGAUGGAUGUUUUCUGCGUAAUCAUAUAUUCGGUUUGUCAUAGCAUGAAAUAAAUCGCCUGUAUAUACACGCGCAAAUAUAUAGCCUACAACUAUAUCUAAAUUCAAGUUAUCUAUUUGGAACCCUGAUAUUGGUGUUAUAGUGGCAAUUUUGAUUUCGAUAAAAUCGAUCAUCUUUGCAGCGACGAAAUCGAAGCAGAUCCUGGUUUUCGUUAUGGUUAUCGCAAGGGAUGGGGCAAGUACGGACGCAAAUAUGGACACCGUUCUGGUCGAAAGGGCAUUUAUACUCCUUAUACUCCAUAUACUCCUUAUACACCUUAUUGAGAAUUACGAUGGUAAGUUAUGCGCCCAUUAUAUUAAGAUCUAACGUCGCUGCUUAUUAAAUAUCUUGCAGAUUAUGCGCAUCUUUCCGAGAAGGGGCUUUGUGGCGCAGUCGUCAUAGCAAGCGCCUUUCACCUCUGAGAUCGUGGGUUAAUCGAUUCUCGCCACAAAGGGUCUGCCAACGCUCUUAUCCCAUACCUGUGUUAAAAGCGGCUUUCUGAUUGGUUUAGAGCAGGUGAGCUUGUCGUCGAGCUCACCUGCUUUUUGCCGAACUCACCUGCUAAACUGCUUACGUUGCAAUAACAAUAACAAAUAUGGCGGACAAGAUUUAGCCGAUAAACCUAAACUUUAAAGAACUUUUUUCGGAAAAGAAAAACCAAAGAAAAAAUGCAGUAAAGGUAAUGUAGACGUAGAUAAAGAAGUAUUUUCUUGCCCAGUGAUUUUUUUGGCCGGGAAAAUGUUCACAAAACAUCGACGAAUAUAUCGCGAAGAGCUACAAAUGUGUGUAUGGCUCGGUGUAUGGGAUAAAAACCAAACGUACUUGCAGGUUCGGUGAUCCCGAACUCACCUCCCUGCAAGUACGUUUGUUAUAUGACGAAAUAGUCGUGGGUUUUCUCCGGGUGCUCUGGUUUCCUCCCACAGGGAAAGUGGACAGGGUGGGUUAGGAUAAACACAGUUAAUAAAGUAUUAUCACAAUUUUUGAAUAAGGUUAAAUAAAAAAAUAGUUGCAAGGUAAGGAGCUACAAAUUAUUAACAAUUAUUGAAUUCGGCUUUCGCAUGAUAUGAAGAAUUAAAAAAAUCAUUAAUAAUUCACAAGGAAAAUACAAAAGAAAUGAAUGUUUAAUCAAUGUUUGUAAAUCGGAUAAAGAUUUGUCCUGAUUUACAUAAAUUUCAGCUUUGAUUUUCUCGGCUUAGACAAUGUUUAUUUUUAAAAUUACUUCGCCAAUGAACUCAUAAGAUGGGUAAUUUUUUAAGUACUAGAUAAAACAUUCGCAUCCGAUCUGUAUCUGAUAUACAAACUCGAGCCGAAGGCGAGAGUUUGUAUAUCAGAUACAGAUCGGCUGCUCAUCGGCUUAUCAAUCUCGAACUUCGUGUUAUCAACCAAAGCCAUAGGCUGAGGUUAUGUUUGCUGAGGAUAUGUCCGAGUUCCCUCCAGUCUGCCCUUUGUUAACCUUUUUUCCUUUUGCAUAUUUUUUUUAGAAUUAUCACCUGAAGGACCACGAUAAUGUCUGUCAACGUAUUAGAGAAAUUUGGAC